AUGCGGUUAAGAAGUAGGAAGAGGGAGCGACCGCUCUCAGCGAAAAGUACUAAAAGAGUGACUAAUUUGAAGCCAAAACCACUCGAGAAACCAUUACUUAAAGCCAAGUCUACUUGGAAAAAGAUUUUGAGUGGAGAAAAUGGUCUAUCAUCUGGGCCAACUCUACAUUGUAUUACUAGGUCUCAAAAGAAUUUAGACCUUAAAACUCGGCCAGUCAGAAUUAAAGCAGCCAAAAGUAUGGAGAAACCAGUCGAAGUAAAGAAAUCUAAGCCAAAAGAUGAGGCAAAGAAGCCAAUUUUCCAAACAGUUGUGCGGAACACUACUAAGGAUAUGGUAACUUCAACAACAAAGCCCAAAACUAUAAAUGAUAAAGUACCACCCUCUAAAACCAAACUAAAAGAAGUCCGAACAACAAAAAGUGCCCAAUUGAGGCAAAGCUCUCUGAACCGAGAGCUGAGAAAAACUGAAUCUAUGUCAUCAGCUUUGAGCUCUCCGCGCAAAACCCGCAGAAUGGAUAAACCAGAUAAAUCAGCAUCGUUAAAUAGUUCACCAAUACGGAAAGUGAGACAGUUAGGUGUUCCAACAUUGAAAUGCAGCAAAAUUGCAGUUAGCUCAACCAAUGAGAGUCCUAAGAAGAAAAUAAGAUCAAAAGCACUAAUAGUUCCGGAACAAUCAUCUUGCUUUUCUGUAGACAAUGAUAUAACUAUGUAUGAGCCGCAUACAACAUUUGAGGAUUUCCUGACACCUAAAACAGAAGAAUCUGAUUCUGAUGGACAAGUGGAAUUAUCAGAGCUCUGCCUUCCUAACGACUGUCUCAACGACUUGAUGGCUAUAGCCGAGUGUGCAAGAUUAAUUAACAAUGAACUGUCAGAUGAUGAAGACAUAAACCUUUUAGCAGAUAAGGCAGCAAAAGUGAUGACAACAGAAAAAGAUGAUAAGAAGGUAAAGUCAGAUAAGAAGAUAAAGAGAAGGAAGUCAAGCAAUGAUCUAGAAAUGUACCAGCCAACUUCGACAACUGAUGAUUUAGAUGCGUGUGAGGGUUUUCUUAAUGGAGGAGAAAAAUAUGUUCAGCCCGACUUUGUAACAAUGUUAGAGCAAGACAGCUACGUCAGGGACGCAGAAUGUGAGAUAUCAUCUACAUGUGGGGAUACACAGGGGACAGCAAUAGAGAGCUUAGAAGCGUUAUCCGCCAGGAGCCCUAGCUCAGGGUUCUUGGCAGAGAUCAGUCAGAGCUUAGCCGCUGAAGCAGCAGGAUGGAGUGCUUCAGAUGCGGUAGUGGAUGAGAACUCGUUGAACUGUCACGAUGAGACCACACCAGAUAUUGAGGAGGAAGCCGCAGCAGUAAUCUCUUCUUGCAACACCCGAGUGGACUGCGAGCAAAUAUCGUCAUGGGCGGAUGCUUUCGAUCCGUAUCUAUUUAUUAAACAGCUACCGCCAUUGGAGACAGUCGCGACCGGUGCCUUGAGAGCCAGAUAUCCCGCACUGCCCUUGAAGACUAGAACCAGUCCGGACUUCAGUUUGGUGUUGGAUCUCGACGAGACGCUGGUACACUGCUCCUUGCAGGAACUCCCAGACGCCAGUUUCCACUUUCCAGUGCUGUUUCAAGAUUGUCGGUACACUGUGUUCGUACGCACGCGCCCUCACUUCGCAGAGUUCCUCUCGCGUGUGUCGCGUCUGUACGAGGUGAUCCUGUUCACGGCGAGCAAGCGCGUGUACGCCGACCGGCUGCUCAACCUGCUCGAUCCUUCGCGCCGGUGGAUUAAAUACCGAUUGUUCCGCGAGCACUGCCUGCUGGUCAACGGCAAUUAUGUGAAGGAUUUAUCUAUUUUGGGCAGAGAUUUGCGUAAGACGGUCAUCGUGGAUAACAGCCCACAGGCUUUCGGCUAUCAACUGGAGAAUGGUAUACCGAUAGAUAGUUGGUUCAUGGACAGAAGUGACAACGAGCUGCUCAAACUGUUGCCGUUCCUCGAACAUUUGGCUACUAAAGACGACGUGCGGCCGUACAUACGGGAUAAAUACAAGCUUUUCAGCUAUCUGCCACCGGAC
Brenthis ino (lesser marbled fritillary) is the source of this 2046-nucleotide messenger RNA. The record is from the annotation of a GenBank genome assembly. NCBI's taxonomy places the organism in Eukaryota, Metazoa, Arthropoda, Insecta, Lepidoptera, Nymphalidae.